AUGGAGAUCUUUUCUGUGCCAUUUUACGGGAGCUUGAAGAGGUAUAUGAGGAGAAGAAGAUACCAACGACUCGACGGAACGGUCACCGGCAGGAAGAACAUGAAAAUCGUGAGGUUCGGAGGGAACGCUAGGAGGGUUUGGAAGAUAAGGGCGAUACCAAAGUUGCGACUGAAGAUUUGUUCGCCAGCCAAGAUUUUGGUAAGGCUGAGAGAAGCUUAUAUGGAUAUGAUGCUCAAGUUGGCUGGCAACGUUGGGUACCUGAACAAUAAUAGCAUCUUUGGAAGCAAGAGAAUUCCAAAGGCUCGGGAGGUGAAAACAGUUUCUUCGAAUGAAGAAUUUGAGAUGAGGCUGGUUUUAGAAAUCUACAAGUCUCUCUUAGCUUCUCGUCAAUUAGCUGCCUAUUGA
Molecule: messenger RNA, 405 nt
Organism: Nelumbo nucifera (sacred lotus)
Lineage: Eukaryota; Viridiplantae; Streptophyta; Magnoliopsida; Proteales; Nelumbonaceae
Source: RefSeq, a predicted model, not a curated record